UUUUUAAGAAAAGAAUUUCGACAUGAAGGUGCCUUAACUGACCUUGACAAAUAUAGUAGGCACCCAAUAAAUAAAACUUAGAGGAAUAAAUAUCAGCCUAAUUGUUCAUUAAGCAGUUCUGGGUGCUGUCCCUGCCUAUUCCACAGGAGGUCGUGAAGAUGUGAGAAGUACUUCUCCUUUGCCCAUGUAACAGGUGAGGAAACUGAGGUUCAGAGCAGUGACACCAUGUCACUUCCCAGGAUCACAGAGUUAAGCCCCUUAGCCCAUACCUGUCAGGUGACUUGUUAGAAAUGAGUCUUGUGGAAGAAAAAUUACCAGAUCCAUGGAGACUUGAAUUAAGAUCUUUUUCUUUCAGGGCUGGGUAUGCCUUUAAUCCCAGCACUAAGGAGGCAGAGGACAUGGGAGGCCUGAAGAGGAAGCACUCUGAUUUGGAAGAGGAGGAGGAGGAAGAUGGAAAGUGGGAGUGGAACCCUGCAGGUCUUCGAAGCUAUCAGCAAGCCCUGCUCCGAAUCUCUCUGGACAAAGUCCAGCGCAGCCUUGGCCCCAGAGCACCCAGCCUCCGCAGGCAUGUCCUUAUCCACAAUACACUGCAGCAGCUCCAGGCUGCCAUUCGUCUGGCUCCGGCACCUGCCCCACCCUUGGAACCUCUCUUCCUAGGCGAAGAAGAUUUCUCCCUGUCUGCCACCAUUGGCUCUAUCCUCAGGGAGCUCGAUACAUCCAUGGAUGAGACAGAACCACCUCCGAAUCCAGUGGCUUCCCCAGGUCUCCAGGAUGAAGUGAUGCCCCAGGCGGAUCCUGUCUUCUUAGAAGCUCUGAGCUCCCGGUACCUGGGGGACUCUGGCUUGGAUGACUUCUUUCUAGACAUUGACACAUCUGCAGUGGAGAAGGAAUCUACCCUGGUACCCCCAGAGCCUCCUCACAGCCUCUUCUGUGCCCCAGGGUCCUGGGAGUGGAAUGAAUUGGACCAUAUCAUGGAAAUCAUCCUGGGGUCCUAAGACCCCCCACAUCAGCCUCCGUGGGCUGGGUCCUUGGAAGUGACUUCUGUGUGUGUGUUUGGAGGCCCUAAACUGACUGUGGCCUCCUUUCCCCCCAUUUCAGGGUUCCACAAACUGUCGAGCAUGUGUGCGUGUCUGGUUACCCCAGCCUUCUGUGAAGGUGGGUCUUCCUGAAUUAAUUUAUCUCUUCCAAAGGCCUUAAUGAGACUUUGUUUUGAGGAGUCCAAUUGCUCACACAGUUCUUCUGCCUCUAGUUCCCACUACCCUUGUCACCACAAGGGCCUCAGGGUAGAUAAAGCUGGGUCUGUCAGAGGGUGAUGGGUGGGCUGCCUGGUUGCUCUGGGAACCCAGGCUCUACCUCCUGAGGUAGUAGGAGGGGCUGGUCUCCUCUCUAGGCUGAACCCCACUUCCUUGGCAAGAACCCCAGUCCCAGCAGCCUCCUGAUUCAUAACCAGGCCGGACCACGUGCAAUAGGUGGAAAUCAACCUGCUUCAUGCCACAUUAUUUAAAAAGAAAGGGUUUGUAGUGGCUUUUUUUAAAUUGUUUUUCUUUUUUUAAUAAAAGUAUUUUGAAA
This is a messenger RNA of Nannospalax galili (Upper Galilee mountains blind mole rat), 1569 nucleotides long. RefSeq names its product SERTA domain containing 3 (gene Sertad3). The transcript is spliced from 2 exons. NCBI's taxonomy places the organism in Eukaryota, Metazoa, Chordata, Mammalia, Rodentia, Spalacidae. Gene Ontology annotation, cellular component: nucleus. Gene Ontology annotation, biological process: positive regulation of DNA-templated transcription. The record is from RefSeq and is a predicted model, not a curated record. The coding region runs from base 291 to 995 and encodes 234 amino acids.